AUGCCUCAGGAUAUGCCCCCUACUGGGGGCUACCGCCCCGUACAGUACAAGCGCAAUGUACCUGUUAGAGGGUUCCGCCCCGUCUACUAUCUCAUUGGAAUGCAUGCCAUAAUGGCAUACGGGCUAUACAAACUCUUCAUCGGUACUCGUGAACGAAAUGAACUUGCCCGAGAGAAGAUUUGGUCACGAAUUCACCUCAUUCCCCUCCUACAAGCUGAAGAAGAUAGAGACCAAGCAAGGCGGUAUUUUGCGGACAAGGCGAGAGAGAAGGAGUUGCUUGGAACUGACACAAAAAUAUACAACUCCGACAGAUUCGUGAGACCCACCUUCAUGUAUACCCCAGCUCCUUCGAAAUAG
Microsporum canis CBS 113480 is the source of this 357-nucleotide messenger RNA. RefSeq names its product NADH:ubiquinone oxidoreductase 14kD subunit. The transcript is spliced from 4 exons. The record is from RefSeq and is a predicted model, not a curated record. NCBI's taxonomy places the organism in Eukaryota, Fungi, Ascomycota, Eurotiomycetes, Onygenales, Arthrodermataceae. Bases 1 to 357 code for a protein of 118 amino acids.